Messenger RNA from Fusarium sp. VM40, 5337 nucleotides. NCBI's taxonomy places the organism in Eukaryota, Fungi, Ascomycota, Sordariomycetes, Hypocreales, Nectriaceae. The record is from the annotation of a GenBank genome assembly.
AUGGCAUCUUCAGCCCAGGCCUCCACCACCCUCGACGAACUUCCUGCUCGACCGCCAACUCCUCCUCGAGAAUCUCUCCCAGACAAAAAAGCUCCCAUGAAAGCCUCCGAUGGUCGUCUAUUCGACCCAAGACUGAGCCUUCACACACCACCAGGCGCUAAUACCCCCUCGUCGACCGGGGCAACCAACUCGGGUUCAACUUCAAGACGUUCAAGAAAAAAGGUCGAAUGGUCUAGCCAUACCGAAUACAAAGAUCCUCCAGAUUACCGCGACAUAUCAAGGUUCUUCAGAUCAUCGCCGAUCACUACACCUUCAGCCUCAUCUUCAAGGCCCGCCAAGGGCAUUCUUAAGCCGUCGCCAUCUCCUAAUCCUCUCGCAUCACCCCUCAAUGGCCAGCUCAACGGCCUAUCGAAGCGAGCUGGUAUUGCCGAAAUGCUGGAUUCAACAAUAAAACAGCUCGCCGGCCCCGACCGGGACUCACGGCUCGAUGCAUAUAUGAUGCUCUCUCGUGCUCUCAAGGCAUCCAACAACCUGCCGGACCGGGUUGCUUUGCAAAAUAAGAUGAGCCUGUUCAUGUCCUUUAUCGAACGCGAUAUCAAAUCCAAAAACGAAAAGGGGACCCCCGACUCUUCCCUCGUAAACCAUGCUCUCAGCCUCUUAACAACAUUCCUACAUUUUCCAGCCAUUGCCUCGACACUCACAUCCGAUUUCGGCGUGUUUAUAAUAGACCAUUGCAUUCGAUGCUUUUCCGACCCAGCACUCGCCAAGGACCUCGCCCGUCACCUUAUGCAAGUAGUUGCUUUCCAGUCCUUCUCUUCUAAAGUCAUGUCUUUGGAUCGAGUCGGUCGGCUAAUCACAUCUUUGCACAACAUCGAAGAUCAUUUGACUGGCAAGAGCAUCAUCAUGGGCCGUAUUCAGAUCUACAAGCGACUCAUAAAACAAUCUCGGAACCAUAUGGCCGUUCACACAGACUGGUUGGAGGACAUGUUUACGGAUAUGCUUAGUACGAUCCGAGACAUUCGAGCGCAAGCCAUCACAUUGGGCACAGAAGCUAGUUUUGCGCUCCGAAACGAGAAGCUUGCCAUGCGCAAAGUGACUGAGAUUCUGCAAGCCUCUGAUACUGAGAAGGUCUACAUUGAGUUCUACAUGUCAAAACUCGACAGCAUGCUCAGAGAUAAGCAGAACUCGUCCACUGUCCCGCAGAUAUGGGGCGUGGUAUCACUUUUCUUGCAAUGUCCUAUCAGUCGAUGGCAAUACUUUAAACCAUGGUUCGAGAUCGCACAGAAUUCUUUUAAUUCGCCUGAUGCGCAAACCAAACAGGAGGCCAACUAUGCCUGGAAUAAAUAUGUCUAUCUUUCUAUCACCAGCAACAAGAUGUCACCCAAGUCUCUGGGUACAUUGGCACAACCAUUAAUGAGCCAACUACGGCGCAAGAUCGGUUCGAAACAACCAGAGGAGGCGGUCAAGUUACGGAAAAUAGUAAUGGGUGGCAUUUGCAAUCUAUACUACUACGCCUUCCGACCCAAUCACGAUGUCCUCUGGAUGGAUGCUGCCUGGGAUCUCAUUCUUCAACCUGUUAUGGAACAGCUUAUCAAUGUCGAUGCGGAACUUGGCUUGACUAACGACCCCGCGACGCAAGCAUCGCGCAUUGUGGCCGGACUCCUAGACACAUCAACUCCGAGGAGCUGGAAAGACGAUCGAAUUAGGGAUAUGCCCCUGAUCAGCCCAGAAGAGCUGCCCUCAAUCGAUUCAAGGUGGACGCGUCGGAACUCUGAGAGAAUCUUCAAAGUCGUUGGUCCGAUUCUGGAGAAGAAAUUCAAUGAUUUGGCCAAUACCGAAAGCUUGGCUUACAGACUUUGGCAGGCUUUAGUUGGGUCUGUUGCUGUUGCCUCGUCGAAGGAUAUCAAAGUGAACGACGAAACCGUACGGUUUAUCGCUCAGUCGUUCGAUCUUUUGUCUAAGAUCUGGUCACAAGGGGUACCUGAAGCAUCCGAGUCCUCUGGCAAAAGGUUUCUGUUAAGUGUACAGCAUUACGUCGACGUCCUCUUUCGCAAUCUUGGCCCACUAGUUUUCACUGAGAAAAGACUGUCUAUGUCUCUUGCUAACACCUUCGAACCCGCUUCAACAUCUGGCAGCCGACUUGACCGGGUGGAUAAGUUGAACAGCACUGCUCAGAUGCCACUUUUCCACCUCUUUAAUAUGCUUUGUUCUAAACCACCAGGUCUAGAUGAUAACGGAGACCUUGCUGAGUGCUUUCUGGCCGUAUUUGAACCGUUCUUCCAUGAAAAGCCCACUGGAGCCCGAGUUGAGCUGUCUAGGGAAAUGCUCAGACUUCUGCCUCGGGACACUCUUUCAACUUACGGCCCAUGGAUCCUCGCUGCCCAGAACAUCCGGACUCUUUUGGACCAAAGCCCUGUUUCAUCCAGUUCCCAUCCUCCCAGCAGCGAGAGACUGCUCGGGCCCGAGUACCGGGAAAUCGUUUCCCUUCUUGAGCGAGGGCUUGUCUCGCAUCCUCUCCUCCCAGAAGAACAAUGGUUUUCUCUCUUCAACCUUUUAUCGAGCCAUAUUGUCCAGGAGUGUGGAGAUGCAGGCCGAGCACUUGGCCUUGUGGAGCCUCUAGCUAAGGUUGUUACCGAUAACUUCUUUGAAGGUUCUGAAAGAUCGAAUGGGAUGGCUUUGUCGGUGGCGGUAGCGCUAUUCAAGGUUGCAAAGCUUCCUCGUGACCGUCAGGCUGUCGAAGCUGCCAGGCGACGACUUUGGGGUGCACCGCCUACUGCAUCACGAUCCCCUUCCUUCGACCCAUUCCAGUAUCUGUACCAGCUUCAAAGCGAAAGUAUGAAGUUCUUCUAUGAAACCGAAACCGAUUGUGACAAUGAAAAGAUGGCAGCUUACUUCAGGGCUGUUGAUGCGUUCAUCACUGGAUCCUUUUCUCAAAGUGGCAUCAAAACACUAUCAAAGCUACAGACUGGACUCGUUCCCUGGAUUCAGGACGACAAGGCGCACAAAAUACUGCGCAGCGAUUCUCCUGUAUCCGAAUCAGUGCGAGCUCUUUGGGAUAGCAUCUGUGCGCAAUUGUUGACACUUGGACGAUUAGAGGACAAGGAUAUUAACGCUCUCGAACCUCUUAUUGCCGCUGGCUUCAAGAGUAAGCACCGUCACAACGUGAACAAGAUGGCGGAGACAUGGAAUGUAUUGGUAAAGAACGAAGAUAACUUAGACUGUUCCGAAAGUCUCAAGUCAAUUAUAGCUUCUCUGCGGCCAAUGGUUGACGUCUCUUUUCCUGGCAUGGAAGAGUCAAGCGGCGAGUUUGGAGCUCAAGCACAGAAUUUCAUCGAUUCACAAGAAGAUCUGAGCUUCGUCGCGCUCUCAUCUGCCAAAUCGUCGGGGCAGGGAGCCGAGCACGCAGCUUCACCAGCACUAUCCAUAUCGAAGAUGAGCCUAAGGGGCCCAGUGACACGAAAGCGCCGCAGAGAAGCCACUCCUGAGUCGGUCAAGACGAAGUCGGCCAAACGGACUACUACCCCUCGUCUCCGCCAUGACAACUCUCAAAUCCAGUUCGCACCGAUCGUUUCAUCGCCGUUGGUCGAAGAGUCUCAACAUCUCACAGAACGACAAAGGGAGAUCCGCCAACGACAACAAGAGAAUGCGGGUCUUUAUCCUGGUAUCCGAUCCAGUCCCCGAACUCGGUCGCAAGGUGCCAAAGAGAAGUCCAUGGAACCGGAGGCUAAGAAACCCCUGAAUGGCGAAACUACUCCUGAGCGACCAGGCUCCUAUGAUGAGUUUAUCACUUUGACACCAACUCCUCGACGAGGCUCAGCUCUGCAUCUCGAGGGCUUCAAUGACCCGCCUUCAUCACCACCAGACCCCAGGCGCAACCCGCUAUUGUCCGAGAUACAGACUCGAUCAAAGGCUAGGGACUCGAUUGAGAGCUGGCAAUUUUCUUCACCGCCUGGAUCACCUGUCGUCAGUCAGCAGGCCACUGAGGUUCAGCCUGAAGCGCAGACUCCUUCUAGGAAUGCCUCGAGCCAGAAUACACGGUCUAAGAGACGUAGAAGGAGGAACGAGCCUUCAAGAAAAGAAGAGAUCAUUCCCUCUAGUCUCGCUGACCAGGAUAUGGUGAUGGAGGAAGACGUAAGUGUAUUGCCAGAGGCGCCACAGACCCAGGAUGUGGAUGAGAUGGAGGAAGACAAUGCCGAACUACCGCCUCACGACACAACGAAUAACUCUCCGCAAGUUGAGUCACCUCCUAGACACAGUCAAGAGACAGCCAAAUCAGGAGACGACGAAUUUGUGGAUGCUAAGACUAGCCCUGGCGAUGUUUCAUGCGAUAAGACAAAUGAAACUGCUGGCAAGACAGCCCUUAGCCAGAAUCAUGAGUCCUCCUUUGCACUUAGCGAAGGCGAUGAGAGUAGUCUCAUGAGAUUUGUGGUAGAGCUCGAAUCGAGGCGAUGCCAACUUCCGUUUGAUAAGUUCAACUCGGUUUCGACUUCUCCGGAGAAGAAGAAUGGCGUGUCCCCCGAAAAAUGUAUCGAGGUUCAAGGAGAAUCAUCUUCUGAAGGUGAACAGGGUCCGACGACGCAACCCUCACCGCCAGCAAUCGUUCCCUCCACGCCUGCUGAUGCAGGAUCAGAGAAUUCUGAGAGUCAAGAUACAAAUUUGACUGGGAGCAAGAGGAAAAGGAAGCGAAGUGGUGUGUUCGCCGAGACGCGUAGCAAGAAGAGACGACCGGCCGUUCCAUCAGGACAAGAACACGGUGAGGACAGUCAGUCGACGUCUCAAGAAACGGCCUCGCCUGUCCCAACUGUUCGACGUUCGUCUAGAAGAAAUGCAGGGCAAAAGGGUAAAGACUUGCGAAACCGAGAAGUACAAGCCUCGCCGUCCAAGAAAUCCAAACGGUCCUCUGUGGUGCAGGCGCCUCUGACAACAUCAAAACCGACCGACACGCGCGAUGACGGAGACACAGACGAGGAACUAAUGUCCCAAUUGGUGACUGAAUCCCAUGCUGCCUCGCAAAGCCAGGAACCGGAACUCGAAAUUCCUGAUGAAGUAAUCGAAGAGUCUGCGGAAGUAAUGUCAGUGGACGGUGAAUUGCCUGAAGAGGUCCAGACUCAGGACCAAGAACAGGAUGCACCGGAAGAAGUUCCUGAACGUCACGAAGAAGAGGAACAAGAGCCAGCGGAAACGACCAAACCAGUUUCGAUCGUGGACACACUCCGUGGUGGACUGCAACAACUUCGAGUAGCAGCAUUAUCUCGCGAAGAGGUAUACCAACUUGAAGACAUGUUGAUGGACAUGAAGAGAGAGCUCUUCGAAGCAGAGCGACGAGGAAGACAUUGA